AUGACAAGUAGUGAGGCACUCCAAUCAGCCUCCGGUCCCUCAGGCCGUCGGCCCCUCAAGUCUCUUCUCUUCCGGUCAACCGCUUCGUCCCCCAACCUGCAGCGAAAGUCACGAGUUCAACGAACGAAGCUUUGGGCUAAAAAGUACAUUGAACCUCGCAUCAAUGACAAGGCGUUUGCUUACGAGGAAAUGAAGUAUUAUACACGCCAGGAGGCAGACAAACCCCAGGAGGAUGCAGCUUCGAAGGAAGAUAUUGGCCCCAGACUUAGAUCGGCGCGGAGCAUGCCCAUGUUGAAUGAGGCUGCUUUCUCCAAUAUGCCAGCCAGUCAUCGGCGUCGGGCGAAGUGUCUAUCUUCGUUCUCUUUUUCAGGUCUAGACGCACUAGUUGGCAUGAAUUGUGAUCAAACCAAAGGCACUUCAUCAAAUGACAUGCCGUAUUCCCCCAUGGACGACUCCUACCCUCUCGAUAAUGCCACAACGCGGACCGACAGCGCCCAGAGCACCUCCUCCAAGCUGCAAACGUCUAUAUUUUCGAAAAACUCCAAAUUUUCCAGUUUCCUGUCGGCGGUCAGCUGGAAUAGCUUGCUUCGACAUCGACAAGAAAAAGACGGAUAGUUAGAUCGUCUAUGUUGUUUGGACACUCCUGAAGGCUAAGUUGACUUGAUCCAUCAAUACCUCCAGAUAAGACAUUUGUACCCAGCUCUUUUGUACCCUGCUCCAAUCACCACUCUAUGCCACCCUACAAUUUUGUAGGCUCAUUGGCUCUCUGAAAACUUUUGUUGUGACCUUUACUUCUCUUCGAUCUGACGAAGCCUGAGCUCUUGUUAGUUUUAGUAAUCAGUUUCCGCAGAAAUUCACAUGGGCUUCAUUUUCAGUUCUUUUGGAGUGAUAAACAUGUAUCAUUCCUGAAUCUAAUCGUUGGUUCUCAAAUUGAAAAAAUCAAGGGUAGAAAAGGAAAGAAAGAAAAC
Puccinia graminis f. sp. tritici CRL 75-36-700-3 is the source of this 968-nucleotide messenger RNA. RefSeq lists its product as uncharacterized. Lineage: Eukaryota; Fungi; Basidiomycota; Pucciniomycetes; Pucciniales; Pucciniaceae. The coding region runs from base 1 to 615 and encodes 204 amino acids. The record is from RefSeq and is a predicted model, not a curated record. The transcript has 4 exons.